AUGGUGAAAAACUCUUCUAACUUAAGGGAACUUUCGGGUUUUCAAGUGAAGAAUUCCAUCCAUUUUGACCUACUCAAAUUUGCAGAUGAUAUCAUAAUUCUGUGUGAGCCUAGUUGGAACAAUCUAUGGAGUUUAAAAGGAAUUUUAAGGGGUUUAGAAUUGGUUUCGAGCUUAUGCAUCAACCUUUCAAAGAGUAAGCUUAUUGGAAUAAAUUUUGAAGAAGACUUCAUCCAAGCAGCGCCUUCGUUUUUGACUUGCAAUGUUGGUUCAGUUCCCUUCUCUUUUCUUAGGAUCCAAGUUGGUGUUAACCGGAGAAGAAAAGAAGUAUGGUUCUCAAUUUUGUCUACAUUACAUAAAACCUUUUCGUAUUGGCGUGGUCUUCACUUGGAAGAAUCAUUUUGA
This is a messenger RNA of Lathyrus sativus (Indian pea), 402 nucleotides long. The record is from the annotation of a GenBank genome assembly. Lineage: Eukaryota; Viridiplantae; Streptophyta; Magnoliopsida; Fabales; Fabaceae.